This is a messenger RNA of Scutellospora calospora, 164 nucleotides long. The record is from the annotation of a GenBank genome assembly. Lineage: Eukaryota; Fungi; Glomeromycota; Glomeromycetes; Diversisporales; Gigasporaceae.
UGUUUCCAGUAUCAGAGAAGAGAUGUUCUGAGAACACAGAAGUCAUAGUAAUACCUAGAAAAAUUGUGCUUGUUCAGCAAAGAGAAGUAAAACGUAUUUAUGUUUUUUUCACUAAUUUAAAAGAUUAUACUCUUCAUAACACAGAUUCUUUAGAUUAUACUUAA